UGGCCAAACUGCUGGAGGGGUUAAAGCCCUGGGCCGCCUGGCUGACUCAGAGGGAGCGGCCUGCUUGGGGGGGGAGGGAGGAAAAGGAGGGGCUACAAACAUCUGGAACCCAUCUGGGCCGGCAGCAGACAAGGAAGCCAGUGAGGGUUAAUGAGGCCGGCACACCCACUGCCCUCCCCCUCCCCCCUUGCUGCUGGGUGCAGUGGCGUGGCGUGGCUCGCGUGGCACAGCAGAGCUGAGCAUGGCCUCCUUGAACCCGUGGACACCGACUGAUCCUGCCUGGCUCCGCGUUGCUUGGGUAGCCGGCCUGGUGCUGUGUUCUCUCGGGGUGUGGGCCCUCUUCCUGGUCUGCUCCUGGCAGGGACGCCCGCCACCCAGCCUCUGGUCAGGAUCGCAGCUGGGAGCAGCCAGGUCCUUGGGCCCCUCAGAGAAGCGCCGGAAAAAGGCCGCCAAAGCCAAGCCACGCAGGGAGCAGGCUGGGAAUUCUGCCACAGGGGUGGCGCUCUCUCCAGCUGCCAAGGAGCAGGAGGUGAUGUCUGGCCGAUGGAAAGAGAAGCCACCGAUGGCUGAAGACAACUCCAGCGGCAGCAGCGGCUCCCCCACCCCGGGAGACACCCUGCCGUGGAACCUGCCCAAGCACCAGCGCACCAAGCGAACCAAGGCAGCCGCGGGCGGCAACGGCUCUGUGCUGGACCCCGCAGAGAGGGCAGUCCUCCGCAUCGCAGAUGAGCGGGACCGGGUCCAGAAGAAAACCUUCACCAAAUGGGUCAACAAGCACCUCUUCAAGCACUGGCGAGCAGAGGCUCAGCGCCAUGUGAAUGACCUCUACGAGGACCUGCGAGAUGGACACAACCUGAUCUCACUGCUGGAAGUGCUCUCAGGGGACACUCUGCCCAGAGAGCGCGACGUGAUCCGGAAUUUGCGCCUGCCCCGGGAGAAGGGACGGAUGCGCUUCCACAAGCUGCAAAAUGUGCAGAUUGCCUUGGACUACCUGAAGCACCGGCAGGUGAAACUGGUCAACAUCCGGAAUGAUGAUAUCGCCGAUGGCAACCCCAAGCUGACACUAGGCCUCAUCUGGACCAUCAUCCUCCACUUCCAGAUCUCCGACAUCCAGGUGACCGGCCAGUCGGAGGACAUGACAGCCAAAGAGAAGCUGCUUCUGUGGUCGCAGCGCAUGGUGGAGGGGUACCAGGGCAUGCGCUGUGACAACUUCACCUCCAGCUGGCGUGAUGGCCGUCUCUUCAACGCCGUCAUCCACAGGCACAAGCCAAUGCUGAUUGACAUGAACAAGGUCUACCACCAGAGCAACGUGGAGAACCUGGAGCAGGCCUUCUCGGUGGCUGAACACGACCUGGGUGUGACGCGGCUCUUGGACCCGGAAGAUGUGGAUGUGCCCCAGCCAGAUGAGAAGUCCAUCAUCACCUAUGUGUCCUCUCUCUACGACGCCAUGCCACGGGUGCCGGACGUGCAGGAUGGAAUUAAAGCCAACGAGCUGCAGCUGCGCUGGCAGGAAUACUACGGCGUGGUCAGCCUGCUUCUGCAGUGGAUCCAGCACCACGCAGUGAUCUUUGAGGAGAGGAAGUUCCCUGCCAGCUAUGAGGAGAUUGAGAUCCUGUGGCACCAGUUCUUGAAGUUCAAAGAGAUGGAGCUGCCCGCCAAAGAGGCUGACAAGAGCCGCUCCAAGGUGAUCUUCCAGUCUCUGGAGGCUGCUGUGCAAAGCGGGCAACUGAAGAUCCCUCAGGGCUACCACCCACUGGACGUGGAGAAGGAGUGGGGCAGGCUGCACGUGGCCAUCCUGGAGAGGGAGAAGCUUCUGCGCUCAGAGUUUGAGAGGUUGGAACGGCUGCAGCGCAUCGUCAGCAAACUCCAGAUGGAGUCCGGCCUCUGUGAGGAGCAGCUCAACCAGGCGGACACCCUGCUGCAGUCGGACAUCCGCCUGCUGAAUGCAGGCAAAGCAUCACAGCACUUGGUGGAGAUUGAGCGGGACUUGGACAAGGCCGAGGCCAUGAUCCGCUUGCUCUUCAAUGAUGUGCAAGCCCUCAAGGAUGGGCGCCACCCCCAGGGCGAGCAGAUGUAUCGCAGGGUUUACCGCUUGCACGAGCGCCUUGUGGCCAUCCGUACUGAGUACAACUUGCGCCUGAAAUCUGGGACAGUCCAAGUGUCCGUACCGGUCACGCAGCGCCCGCGGCCAGAGUUGGAUGAUGUCACCCUACGCUACCUGCAAGAUCUGCUGACCUGGGUGGAAGAGAACCAGGCUCGCCUCAACGCAGCCGAAUGGGGUGUGGACCUGCCUACGGUGGAGUCGCAGCUCGGCAGCCACCGCGGACUGCACCGCUCCAUUGAGGAGUUCCGCCCCAAGAUUGAGCGAGCCCGGGCGGAUGAGGCCCAACUCUCUCCUGGUCCACAGACCUCAUACCGGGACUACCUCAGCAAGCUGGACGUGCAGUACGAGAAGCUGCUGAGCUCAUCCAAGGCUCGGUUGCGGCACCUGGAGAGCCUCCAGGCGUUUGUGGCUGCGGCCACCAAAGAGCUGAUGUGGCUGAAUGAGAAGGAGGAAGAGGAGGUGAAUUACGACUGGAGCGAGCGCAACAGCAACAUGGCCGCAAAGAAGGAGAGCUACUCGGGCCUGAUGAGAGACCUGGAGCUGCGGGAGCGGCGGGUCAAGGAGAUCCAGAACACAGGCGACCGGAUGCUGCGGGAGGAUCACCCAGCCAGGCAGACGGUGGAGGCCUUCCAGGCAGCCCUGCAGACUCAGUGGAGCUGGCUGCUGCAACUGUGCUGCUGCAUUGAGGCUCACCUGAAGGAGAACAGCAGCUACUUCCAGUUCUUUUCUGACAUAAAGGAAGCAGAGGAGUUUCUGCACAAGACUCAGGAAACGAUGAAGAAGAAGUUCACCUGCGACCGGUCCAUCACAGUGACUCGCUUAGAGGACCUGCUGCAGGACUCCCUGGAGGAGAAAGACCAUCUCACACAGUACCAGAGUCACCUGGCUGGGCUGGCCAACCGGGCCAAGACCAUUGUCCAGCUGAAGCCCCGCAGCGCAAGCCCCCCGGUUAGGGGACGGCUGCCCCUCCAGGCGGUCUGUGACUACAAGCAAGUAGAGAUCACUGUGCACAAGGGGGAUCACUGCACCCUCCUCAGCAACGCCCAGCCCUACAAGUGGAAGGUCUUGAAUGCAGCCGGGAAGGAGUCCCUGGCCCCCUCCAUCUGUUUCCUGAUCCCCCCACCCAACAAGGAGGCCCUGGAAGCCGUUGGGAGGCUGGAGACGGUGCACCAGAAGCUGCUCAGCACUUGGCACCAGCUGCACAUCAACAUGAAGAGCCUGCUCUCCUGGCAGUACCUGCAGCGGGAGAUCCAGCAGAUCCAGACCUGGUCCCUCCUCAUUUUUCGGACAAUGCCCCCCGAGGAUUACCGGCAGACGCUGCGCAGCCUGGAGACCCACUACCAGGAGUUCCUGCGCGACAGCCAGGACUCCCAGAACUUCCAUCCGGACGACCGGCUGCAAGCAGAGCGUGAUUACACCGUCUGCACCCAGAAGUACGAGAUGCUGCUGCGCGGGUUGGAGAAAGGGGAACAGGAGGAGUCGCUGUGCAGGAACUUCAUCUCCCAGCUGAAGGACAUCCGCCUGCAGCUCGAAGGCUGUGAGUCCCGCACCAUACACAAAAUCCGUUCUCCGCUUGACCAAGACCCCGUUAAGGAAUGUGUGCAGCGCAUUAGCGACCAGCAGGAGAUCCACCUGGAGCUGGAAACCCUCCAGAAGAGUUUGGGCAAAGUGAGCGCCCAGACGGAGCAGGUCCUGGCUCAGCCAGAGCAGGCCGGUUCGGCCCCCCUGCUGCACUCCGAGCUGGAUAUCACGCUGCAGAAGAUGGGCCAGGUGUACAGCCUCUCCAGCAUUUUCUUGGAGAAGUUGAAGACCAUCAACCUGGUCAUCCGUAGCACCCAAGGGGCUGAGGGGCUGGUCCAGAGCUAUGAAGAGCAGCUCAAAGAUGUCCAGACUGUGCCAUCUGACCUCAAGGCUGUUGAGGCUACCAAGGCAGAACUCAAGAGGCUGCGUGGGCAGGUUGAGGGGCACCAGCCAGUCUUCAGUGCCCUAGAAGCAGACCUGGCCAAGGCCAGUGAGGUGAACGAGAGGAUGGUAAGGAGCCACAGUGAGAGGGAUCUGGACUUGGACCGCUACCGGGAUCGCGUGCAGCAGCUCCUCGACCGCUGGCAGGCUAUCCUGGCCCAGAUCGACCUGCGACAGCGGGAACUGGACCAGUUGGGACGCCAGUUGCGCUACUACCGCAACAGCUACAGCUGGCUGAUGGAGUGGAUCCAGGAUGCCCGCCAGCGCCAGGAGAGCCUCCAGGCUGUGCCCGUCACCAGCAGCCAGCAGGUGAAGGAGCAGCUGCUGCAAGAGAAGAAACUCCUGGAAGAAUGUGAACAGAACUGGGAGAAGGUGGAAGAGAGCCACCGCUUGGCCAAGCAGUACAUUGAUGCCAUCAAGGAUUAUGAGCUUCAACUGGUCACCUACAAAGCCCAGGUGGAGCCCGUCUCUUCUCCAGCCAAGAAGCCUAAAGUGCAGUCUGCCUCGGACAACAUCAUCCAGGAGUAUGUUGACCUGAGAACUCAAUACAGUGAGCUGACCACGCUGACCAGCCAGUACAUCAGGUUCAUUACAGAGACUCUUCGGCGGCUGGAGGAAGAGGAGAAAGCAGCGGAGCAGCUGAAGGAGGCAGAGCGGAAGCGUUUGGCGGAGGUGGAGGCCCAGCUGCAGAAGCAGAGGCAGCUGGCCGAGGCCCACGCCAAGGCCAAGGCUCAGGCUGAGGAGGAAGCCAGGGAGCUGCAGCAGCGCAUGCAGGAGGAGGUCAGCCGACGGCAAGAGGCAGCCGUGGACGCUGAGCAGCAGAAGCAGAACAUCCAGGAGGAACUGCUGCAGAUGAAGCUCAGCUCCGACAGGCAGAUCCUGACCAAGCAGAAGUUGAUCGAGGAAGUGGAGAUCAGCCGCAGGAAAGUGGAAGAGGAAAUCCAUAUCAUCCGCUUGCAGCUGGAAGCCACGCAGAAGCAGAAGGCCGGGGCGGAAGGGGAGCUGCAGGCCCUGAGGGCCCGGGCGGAGGAAGCCGAGCGCCAGAAGAAAGCCGCCCAGGAGGAGGCUGAGCGCCUGCGCAGGCAGGUCAAGGAUGAGGCCCAAAAGAAGCGGGAGGCAGAACAGCAGCUGCAGGAGAAGGUGCAGGCAGAGCAGCGAGCAGCGCAGGAGAAGCAGAAGGCCCUGGAGGACCUGCAGCAGCUCCGCGCACAGGCCGAGGAGGCUGAGCGCCAGAUGAAGCAGGCGGAGCUGGAGAAGGAACGGCAGAUCCAGGUCGCGCGUGAGGCAGCCCAGAAGAGCGCUGAGGCAGACCUGCAGAGCCGGCGCCUCUCCUUUGCUGAGAAGACGGCCCAGCUGGAGCUGACCCUGAAGCAGGAGCACGUCACCCUCACCUACCUCCAGGAGGAGGCUGAGCACCUGAGGACACAGCAGCUGGAAGCUGAACGGGCCAAGGAGGAGGCUGAGAAGGAGCUGGAAAAGUGGCAGCAGAAAGCCAAUGAGGCACUCCGACUCCGACUGCAGGCGGAGGAGGUAGCACACAAGAAGUCCCUGGCUCAGGAGGAGGCAGAGAAGCAGAAGGAGGACGCCGAGCGCGAAGCCCGGAAGCGGACCAAGGCAGAGGAGUCAGCCCUGCGUCAGAAGGAGCUGGCCGAGGAGGAGCUGGAGAAGCAGCGGAAGCUGGCCGAGGGCACAGCCCAGCAGAAGUUCAUGGCUGAGCAGGAACUGAUCCGCCUGAAGUCAGAGAUGGAGAACAGGGAGCAGCAGCGGCUGCUGCUGGAGGAAGAGUUCUUCCGCCUCAAGAGUGAGGUCAAUGAGGCCGUCCAUAAGCGUAGGGAGCUGGAGGAGGAGCUGGCCAAACUGCGGGCUGAAAUGGAGCUCCUGCUGGAAAGCAAGGCCAGGACCGAGGAGGAGUCACGCUCUGCCAGCGAGAAGUCCAAGCAGAUCUUGGAGGACGAAGCUGCCAAGUUGCGGGAGGUGGCGGAGGAAGCAGGUCGCCUGCGCGCCCUCUCUGAGGAAGCCAAGAGGCAACGGCAGCUGGCCGAGGAGGAGGCUGCUCGGCAGCGAGCAGAGGCUGAGCGGAUCCUCAAAGAGAAACUGGCAGCCAUCAACGAGGCAUCACGCCUCAAGGCAGAAGCGGAAAUUUCCCUGAAGGAGAAGGAGGCCGAAAACGAGCGGCUGAGGCGGCUAGCAGAGGACGAGGCUUACCAGCGGAGGGUCCUGGAGGAGCAGGCGGCCCAGCACAAGCACGACAUCGAGGAGAAGAUUGCACAGCUGAAGAAGUCCUCUGAGAGUGAGCUAGAGAGGCAGAAGACCGUCGUCAAUGAAACCCUAAAGCAGCGGCGCAUCAUUGAGGAGGAAAUUCGCAUCCUCAAGAUCAACUUUGAGAAAGCCUCUGUGGGCAAGACAGACCUGGAGCUGGAGCUCAGCAAGAUCAGGCAGAGCUCAGAGGAGAUUCAGCGGAGCAAAGAGCUAGCGGAGCAAGAAAGUGAGAAGCUGCGGCAGGUGGCCCUGGAAGAGGAGAACCGCCGCAAAGAGGCCGAAGCGAAGCUCCAGAAGACCCUGGCUGCUGAGCAGGAAGCUGCCAGGCAGCGCAAAGCUGCUCUGGAGGAGGUGCAGCGCCUGAAGGCCAAGGUGGAGGAAGCCAAGAAGCAGAAAGAGUUGGCGGAAAGCCAGUCAGAGAAGCAGAUCCUGCUGGCCCAGGAGGCGGCCCAGAAGAAGAUUGCGGCUGAAGAGGCCGCUCACCUGGCCCUGGUGCGUCAGAAGGAGCAGGAGUUGCUGCAGACCAGACAGCAGGAGCAGUCCAUCCUGGACAGACUGAAGGAGGAGGCCGAGAAAGCUAAGAGAGCAGCUGAGGAAGCAGAGUUUGCCCGCCUCAAGGCAGAGCAAGAGGCCACCUUGUCCCGGCAACUGGUGGACGAGGCCGAGCGCAUGAAGCAGCGAGCUGAGGAGGAGGCCCAAGUCAAAGCCAGGGCCCAGGAGGAUGCGGAGAAGCUCCGCAAGGAGGCAGAGCUGGAGGCGGCCAGGCGAGCCCAGGCUGAACAGGCAGCCCUUAAGCAGAAGCAGGUGGCUGACACGGAGAUGGAGAAGCACAAAAAGUUUGCAGAGCAGACACUGCGGCAAAAGGCCCAGGUGGAGCAGGAGCUGACCAAGGUCAAGCUGCGGCUAGAGGAGACGGACCAUCAGAAGAGCCUCUUGGAGGAGGAGCAGCAGCGGCUGAAGGAGGAGGUGACAGAAGCCAUGAAGCAGAAGGUCCAAGCAGAGGAGGAGCUGUUCAAGGUAAAGGUCCAAAUGGAGGAGCUGAUCAAAUUGAAAAUCCGCAUUGAGGAGGAGAACAAGUUGCUCAUCAUGAAGGACAAGGACAACAUGCAGAAGAUCCUCACCGAGGAAGCCGAGAAGAUGAAGCAGGUGGCGGAGGAAGCUGCCCGGCUGAGCGUGGAAGCCCAGGAGGCCGCCCGCAUGCGCAAGCUGGCAGAAGAGGAUCUGGCCCAACAGCGGGCGCUGGCGGAAAAGAUCCUGAGAGAGAAGAUGCAGGCAAUCCAGGAAGCCACCCAGCUGAAGGCCGAGGCUGAGGUGCUGCAGAAGCAGAAGGACCUGGCUCAGGAGCAUGCCCGGAAACUGCAGGAAGACAAGGAGCAGAUCCGGCUGCGGCUGGAGGAGGAGACGGAGGGCUUCCAGAAGACACUGGAGGCCGAGCGUAAGCGGCAGCUGCAGAUCACGGCUGAGGCCGAGCGACUAAAGCUGCAAGUCACGGAGCUGAGCCUGGCCCAGGCGAAGGCAGAGGAAGAGGCCAGGCGGUUCAGGAAGCAGGCUGAAGAGAUCAGCGGGAAGCUGCACCAGAUGGAGCUGUCCACUCAAGAGAAGGUGACCCUGGUGCAGACCUUGGAGAUCCAGAGGCAGCAAAGCGAUCAAGACGCCAACAGGCUAAGGAAGGCUAUUGCUGAGAUGGAAAUGGAGAAAGAGAAGCUGAAGCGGGAAGCCCAGCUGCUGCAGCAGAAGGCGGAAGAGAUGCAGACUGCUCAGAAAGAGCAGCUCCGCCAGGAGACGCAGUUGCUUCAGCAGACCUUCCUGUCUGAGAAGGACGUCCUUCUGCAGAAGGAGAGAUUUGUGGAGGAGGAAAAGGCCAAGCUGGAGAGCCUCUUCCAGGAGGAGGUCAAGAAAGCUCAAAGCCUGAAGGCUGAGCAGGAACAUCAGCAGAAGCAGAUGGAGCAGGAGAAGGAGGAGCUGGAAGCCACCCUCAGGGAUGCCCAGGAAAAGCAGGCUGAAGCAGAGAAGAGUGUCCGUCGCAAGCAGGAGGAGCUCCAGCAGUUGGAGAAGCAGCGUCAGCAGCAGGAGAAGCUUCUAGCUGAGGAAAACCAAAAGCUCCGGGAGAAACUGAGGCAGCUGCAGGAGGAGCAACAGGCUGCCCUUGCUCAAACCCGAGAAAUCAUGAUCCAGACCGAUGACCUUCCUCAGGAGGCAGCCGUGUCUGCAGUAACGGCUCUGCCUAACGGUCAAGACAUGCUUGACGGUGUCUCUCAAAACGGUGAACCUGAGUUGGCGUUUGAUGGCAUCCGACAGAAGGUUCCUGCCAAGAAGCUGGCAGAGGCUGGCAUCCUGAGCCCAGAAACCUGGGAGAAUCUGGUGCACGGGAGAGUGUCCGUGCAGGAGCUAUCCCAGAUGCAGGAGAUCAGGAAGUACCUGCAAGGCAGCAGCAGUAGCAUCGCGGGGCUCCUGAUCAAGCCCACCAAUGAGAAGAUGAGCAUCUACCAGGCCAUGAAGCAGCAGCUCCUCAGCCCAGGCACGGCCCUCAUCCUGCUGGAAGCGCAGGCAGCUUCCGGCUUCAUGAUAGACCCCCUGAGGAACAAGAGGAUGUCUGUCAGUGAGGCAGUAAAGGAAGGCGUGGUUGGGCCUGAGCUGCACAAUAAAUUGCUGUCUGCAGAGCGGGCGGUAACUGGAUACAAGGAUCCCUACACAGGUGAAAAGAUCUCCCUCUUCCAGGCAAUGACCAAAGACCUUAUUGUUAAAGACCACGGGAUUCGGCUCCUGGAGGCCCAGAUUGCCACUGGCGGCAUCAUCGACCCUGUCAACAGCCACCGCCUACCUGUGGACAUCGCAUUCAAGCGAGGCUAUUUUGAUCAGGAGAUGCAACGGGUCCUCUUGGACCCCACAGAUGACACCAAGGGCUUCUUUGAUCCCAAUACCCAGGAGAACUUGACUUACCUGCAGCUGAUGGAAAGGUGUGUGACUGACCCCGAGACCGGGCUAAUAUUCCUGUCACUGUCAGACAAAGCAGCCAGAGGACAGGAACUGGUCUGUACCGAUCAAGAGGCCAAGGACGUGUUCAGGAAAGCCACCGUCUCUCCUCCCUUUGGCAGAUUCCAGGGAAAGACCGUGACCAUCUGGGAGAUCAUCAACUCCGAGUAUUUCACUGAGGAGCAGAAGCGGGAGCUCCUGCGUCAGUACAAGACUGGAAAGAUCACUGUGGAGAAGAUAAUUAAGAUCAUAAUUACUGUUGUUGAAGAGAGUGAGAAAAAAAGCCAACUCUGCUUUGAAGGCCUCCGGGCUGCAGUGCCGGCAGCCAAGUUGCUGGAGAGCAAAAUCCUCAACAAAGAACUCUACAAUCAGUUGCACCAAGGCAAGAAGACAGUGAAGGAGGUCACCAAUAUGGAUGCCAUUAAAAGAUACCUGGAAGGUACUGGCACCAUUGCGGGCAUCUUGGUAGAGUCAACAGGCCAAAAGUUACUUCUUGCAGAUGCAAUGAAAAGAAACCUGUUGAAACCCGAGGCGGCCCUGAUCCUUCUGGAGGCCCAGGCUGGAACUGGGCAUGUCAUUGACCCCGUGAGGAAUGAAAAGCUUCCUGUGGAUGAAGCGGUCCGAGCAGGAAUGGUGGGGCCUGAGCUUCACGAGAAGCUGCUCUCUGCAGAGAGAGCUGUAAUCGGCUAUAAGGAUCCGUACAUGGGGCAGGUGGUCUCCGUUUUCCAAGCGCUGAAGAAAGAUCUCAUCCCUAAGGACACCGGGCUCCGGCUCUUAGAUGCUCAGCUUGCCACUGGAGGCAUCAUUGAUCCUGUGCACAGCCAUCGCCUCCCACUCGAAGUUGCCUGCAAACAGGGCUAUUUCAGCAAAGAAAUGAACAAGGCCUUGUCUGAUCCGGCCAACGAGGUCAAGCUGUACUAUGACCCCAAUGCCCAAGAAAACCUCACUUAUGCUCAGCUGCUGCAGAGGUGCCAAGUGGAUAAGCAGACAGGCCUCCACCUGCUGUGCCUUUCAGACGAGGCCAUACGGCGUCAUCAGGAGGAGCUCUACUCGGAUAGUGCUAUCAAAGAAUCCUUUGAUAAGGCCACCGUUGAAGUUCCUGCCGGCAGCCAAAAGGGCAAGACAAUGACAGUCUGGGAGCUGAUCCACUCAGAAUAUUUCACUGAAGAGCAGCAGAGAGAGCUGAUACGGCAGUUCAAGACUGGCAAAGUCACCAUUGAGAAGGUCAUUAAGAUAAUUAUCACAAUUAUUGAAGAGAGCGAGACCAAGAAACAAGAAAAGUUGACCUUCAGUGGCCUGCGAGCACCAGUGCCUGCUAGCGAACUGCUUGAGUCCAAGGUCAUCAGCAAGCAGCAGUUCGAACAGCUCGAGUCAGGAAAGAAGGCAGUGAAGGACAUUGCCGAAGUGGAUGUGGUGAAGAGAUACCUGAAAGGGAGCGACUGCAUUGCCGGAAUCUAUGUCGAAAAAAGCAAGGAGAAGCUGAACAUCUACCAGGCGCUGAGGAAGAAUCUGCUCCUGCCCAGCACAGCAACUGUCCUGCUGGAGGCCCAGGCAGCCACUGGGUUUAUGGUGGACGCAAUAAGGAACCAGAGGUUGCACGUCAACGAAGCGGUGAAAGCUGGCCUUGUGGGACCAGAGCUACACGAAAAGCUGCUCUCUGCUGAGAAGGCCGUCACUGGCUACAGAGACCCUUAUUCUGGAAAUACCAUCUCCCUCUUUGAGGCUAUGAAAAAGGGGCUGAUUGUCAGGGAGCAUGCUGUCCGCCUGCUGGAGGCCCAGAUUGCCACAGGAGGCAUUAUUGACCCCGUGCACAGCCACCGUGUUCCUGUGGAAGUGGCCUACAAGCGAGGCUACUUGGAUGAAGAGAUCAACCAAACUCUCUCAGAUCCCUCAGAUGAUACCCGGGGCUUCAUUGACCCCAACACCCAGGAGAAUAUUACCUACUUGCAGCUGAAAGAGAGAUGCAUUGAGGACCCCGAGACUGGCCUUUGUCUCCUGCCUUUGAAGCAGUCUGAACGGCCAGCGGUGGUGGAGAGAACUCAAGUGUACACGGAGGCAGAAACCAAGAAGAUGUUUGAAGAAACCCAAAUUGACAUUCCAACAGGAGAGCUUGCUGGCUCCUCCAUGUCCCUCUGGGAAAUUAUGAACUCAAAUCUCCUCCCUGAAGAGCAACGUAAAAAAUUGAUGGAAGAGUUCCGUUUAGGCAACCUAACGAAGGAACGCAUGAUCAUCAUCAUCAUUGAGAUUAUAGAGAAAACCGAGAUUGUCCGCCAGCAAGACGUCACCUCCUAUGAUUACAUUAGGCGCCGCAUCACUGCUGAAGACCUCUACGAGGCCAGGAUCAUCUCUCUGGAGAUAUUUAAUGCACUGAAGCAGGGCUCCAAGACCAUCCAAGAGAUUCUGGAGAUCGAGACCAUCUGGAAAUACCUCUAUGGCACUGGCUGUAUUGCUGGCAUCUACAUUCCCUCCAGCAAGCAGAAGCUCAGCAUCUACCAGGCCCUCAAAAAGGGACUGAUUAGCCACGAAGUUGCUCGGUCCUUGCUGGAAGCCCAGGCUGCCACUGGCUUCAUUAUUGACUCUAUGAAGAACGACAGACUUACAGUAGAUGAGGCAGUGAGGAAAGGGCUGGUGGGCCCAGAAAUGCAUGAUCGACUUCUAUCUGCCGAAAGAGCUGUGACAGGCUACCGAGAUCCUUACAGCGAGCAGAAAAUCUCUCUCUUCCAAGCCAUGAAGAAGGACCUCAUCCCAUCUGAAGAAGCCCUCAGAUUGCUAGAUGCCCAGUUGGCCACAGGAGGAAUUAUAGACCCAUACCUGGGCUUUCACUUGCCCUUAGAAAUUGCCUACCAACGUGGUUACUUCAAUCGAGAGACCUUUGACAGACUUUCUGAGCCCAGUGAGAUCCGCAGCUACACAGACCCCUCCACAGAUGAAAAGCUCAGCUAUGCUCAGAUCCUCAAGCGAUGUAAGAAGGAUGAGAAUACAGGCUGCCUCCUGCUAUCCCUCUGCGACACUCGGAAGCUGACUUUCAGGGGGCUGAGGAAGCAAAUCACAGUGGAGGAGUUGGUACGAUCAAAAGUCAUGGAUGAAGCCACUGCCCAGCGACUCCAGGAAGGCCUAACCUCAGUGGAAGAGGUCUCUAAAAAGUUGCAGCAGUUCUUAGAGGGUACCAGCUGUAUUGCUGGAGUCUACAUGGACUCAACCAAGGAAAGGUUGUCUGUAUAUCAAGCCAUGAAGAAAGGCAUUCUCCGGCCAGGGACAGCUUUUGAGUUGCUGGAGGCCCAGGCGGCCACCGGCUAUGUCAUUGACCCCAUCAAGGGUCUCAAGCUAACUGUGGAGGAGGCAGUGCGCAUGGGCAUUGUAGGCCCAGAGUUCAAAGAUAAGUUGAUUUCAGCUGAGCGGGCAGUGAUAGGUUACAAGGACCCUUACUCUGGCAAGAUAAUAUCCCUUUUCCAAGCCAUGAAGAAAGGGUUGAUCCUGAAAGAUCAUGGGAUCCGAUUGCUAGAAGCUCAAAUUGCUACAGGAGGCAUUAUUGAUCCCGAGGAGAGCCAUCGCUUGCCGGUAGAAGUGGCAUACAAGAGGGGCCUUUUUGACGAGGAAAUGAAUGAAAUCCUCCUGGACCCAAGUGAUGACACCAAGGGGUUCUUUGACCCAAACACCGAGGAAAACCUGACUUAUCUGCAACUGAUGGAAAGGUGUAUCACUGACCCCGAGACUGGGCUGUGCCUCCUGCCUCUGAAAGAGAAGAAGCGGGAAAGGAAGACCUCCUCCAAAUCCUCUGUCCGCAAGCGCAGGGUGGUGAUUGUGGACCCAGAGACCGGAAAGGAAAUGUCCGUGUAUGAAGCCUAUCGCAAAGGCCUCAUUGACCACCAGACCUACCUGGAGCUCUCGGAACAAGAGUGUGAGUGGGAGGAAAUCACCAUCUCCUCCUCUGAUGGAGUGGUCAAGUCCAUGAUCAUUGACCGGAGGUCAGGGCGGCAGUACGACAUAGAUGACGCCCUGGCCAAAGGCCUGAUAGACCAGUCUGCCCUGGACCAGUAUCGCUCAGGGACCUUGUCCAUUACGGAGUUUGCAGACAUGUUGUCUGGCAAUGUAAGUGGAUUCCGAUCCAGGUCUUCCUCCGUGGGCUCCUCCUCUUCCUAUUCCGUAAGUCCUGCUCAUGCCAGACCCCAGCUGACCUCUUGGAGCGAUCCCACUGAAGAGACUGGCCCGAUUGCUGGCAUCUUGGACACAGAUACCCUGGAAAAAGUAUCCAUUACGGAAGCCAUGCGCCGUAACCUUGUGGAUAACAUUACAGGCCAGAGGCUGCUGGAGGCCCAGGCCUGCACAGGUGGGAUCAUCGACCCGGGUUCAGGGGAGAAAUUCCCUGUUGCAGAUGCUGUUAAUAAGAGCCUGGUGGACAAGAUCAUGGUAGACAGAAUCAACCUUGCUCAAAAGGCUUUCUACGGCUUUGAGGAUCCAAGGACCAAGACCAAGAUGUCUGCUGCCCAAGCCUUAAAGAAGGGCUGGCUGUACUAUGAGGCCGGCCAGCGGUUCCUGGAAGUCCAGUAUCUGACCGGUGGGCUGAUUGAGCCGGAGGUGCCUGGACGGGUCUCGCUCGAUGAGGCCUUGCAGAAGAACACCGUCGAUGCACGCACUGCCCAGAAACUUCGGGACGUCAACACUUACUCCAAGUACUUGACCUGUCCCAAAACCAAGCUGAAGAUCUCCUACAAGGACGCGAUGGACAGGAGCAUGAUUGAAGAAGGGACGGGCCUCCGUCUCCUGGAAGCCUCCUCGCAAUCUAGCAAAGGCUAUUACAGUCCUUACAAUGUCAGCGGCUCUGGUUCCACCUCUGGCUCCCGGUCAGGUUCACGAACAGGUUCCAGAUCAGGCUCCAGGCGAGGAAGUUUUGAUGCCACUGGCUCCGGCUUCUCCGUCUCCUUCUCUUCCUCCUCCUACAGUUCGUCAAGUUAUGGGCGCAGAUAUGCACCAGGCCCCACCAGCAGCAGCACAGAUGCAGCUGACCUCCGUGGCACCCUGGCCCAUCCAGAGGGGAACUAUGAGUGGAAAGGAAAUUGUCCCCCUCUUGAACUGCCUGGAAAACAGCUGCCUGUAGCCUAAAGGGCCCUCCCUGCCCCAUCUCCCUGCCCCAUCUCCCUCCCUUCCCCUCACCCUUCCCAAGCUGAGAUAACAUGGCCUUCCUUUCGCUCUGCAUGUGAUCAAGCUACCGGCUAAUUCUACCAAUAUUUUUAUUACUACUACUGUUGCUCUUUUUUAAAACACAGAGUUCCCUUCCAAAGCAGUGCCUAAACUUUAACCAAAAAGACUACACUAAUAUAUUAAUAUAUAUGAUGGUUCUGACAGUAUUUGUAUAUUGAGAGAGAGAGAGAGAAUGCAGGCGCAUCAGUGCUUCCCAUGCUGCUUCAUGCCCCCUGGAACCUGCUCCUUUCCUCCCCACCCUGCCCUCACCCAUGCCAGGCUACUGUCACAGUUUGGCACCAACCCUUUCAGCCAUCCUCUUCUUCACUCAUCCUUACUGUGGUGCCUCCAGAUCACCUGCCUAUGCAAA
This is a messenger RNA of Pantherophis guttatus, 14846 nucleotides long. It is a transcript of the gene PLEC, whose product is annotated as plectin. Gene Ontology annotation, biological process: intermediate filament cytoskeleton organization; wound healing; hemidesmosome assembly. Gene Ontology annotation, cellular component: cytoskeleton; hemidesmosome; sarcolemma. Gene Ontology annotation, molecular function: ankyrin binding; structural constituent of cytoskeleton; structural constituent of muscle. Lineage: Eukaryota; Metazoa; Chordata; Lepidosauria; Squamata; Colubridae. The record is from RefSeq and is a predicted model, not a curated record.